GGUUGACAAGGGCAGGCGCCCCGGGGAAGUAGGAGCAGGGGCGCCGGUGAGCCCAGCCGCAGCCGCAGCCUAGCCCCGAGGGAGGGAGGAGGAGCCGAGGGAGACGCGGGACCCGGAGCCCCGCGGGCCACCGCCCCUGCCGGCCGCGCAGCUGGGAGGAUGCGGACGGCAGCGAGAGCGUGCGCGGCCACGUGACGGCCGCUAUAAGAGCGCACGGGGCAGACGCUCGGCUCCCCGCCGUGCCUCCUCGCUGGCCGCGCUCCCUCCCGGUGCCGGCUUCUCUGAGCCACCAACCUGCGGCUGCCCCGGCCGCCUGCGCACCCGGCAGCACCAUGACAGAUCAGGCCUUUGUGACACUAACCACAAACGAUGCCUAUGCCAAAGGUGCCCUGGUCCUGGGAUCAUCUCUGAAACAGCACAGGACCACCAGGAGGCUGGUCGUGCUCGCCACCCCUCAGGUCUCAGACUCCAUGAGAAAAGUUUUAGAGACAGUCUUUGAUGAAGUCAUCAUGGUAGAUGUCUUGGACAGUGGCGAUUCUGCUCAUCUAACCUUAAUGAAGAGGCCAGAGUUGGGUGUCACGCUGACAAAGCUCCACUGCUGGUCGCUUACACAGUAUUCAAAAUGUGUAUUCAUGGAUGCAGAUACUCUGGUCCUAGCAAAUAUUGAUGAUCUUUUUGAGAGAGAAGAAUUGUCAGCAGCACCAGACCCAGGGUGGCCUGACUGCUUCAAUUCCGGAGUCUUCGUUUAUCAGCCUUCAGUUGAAACAUAUAAUCAGCUGUUGCAUCUUGCUUCUGAGCAAGGUAGUUUUGAUGGUGGGGACCAAGGCAUACUGAACACAUUUUUUAGCAGCUGGGCAACAACAGAUAUCAGAAAACACCUGCCGUUUAUUUAUAACCUAAGCAGCAUCUCUAUAUACUCCUACCUCCCGGCAUUUAAAGUGUUUGGUGCAAGUGCCAAAGUUGUGCAUUUCCUGGGACGAGUCAAACCAUGGAAUUAUACUUAUGAUCCCAAAACAAAAAGUGUCAAAAGUGAGGCCCAUGAUCCCAACAUGACUCAUCCAGAGUUUCUCAUCCUGUGGUGGAACAUCUUUACCACCAACGUUUUACCUCUGCUUCAACAAUUUGGCCUUGUCAAAGACACCUGCUCAUAUGUAAAUGUGGAAGAUGUCUCAGGAGCCAUAUCACAUCUGUCCCUUGGGGAGAUCCCAGCUAUGGCACAGCCGUUUGUAUCCUCGGAAGAACGGAAGGAACGAUGGGAACAGGGCCAGGCUGAUUAUAUGGGAGCAGAUUCCUUUGACAACAUCAAGAGGAAACUUGACACUUACCUCCAGUAGAAACACUGCAUUUUUCUGUGAACACAUCCACUUCACAAGCCUUGUUUCUGAUACUUAGUAUCUAGAGCUGGGUUGAGAAAAGUCUGUUACAGUUGCUAGAGGUUUUCAUUAAAACUUAUCAGAUGAGAGGCUUUUUUAGGAUAAGAGGUGAGAACUGGGCAAAAGUUGUGAAGCAGCAAUUCUGUUAUAUGGACAGUGUUCUGCUUUUUAAUCCUAUUUAGCUUGUUUCAGAAAUUCUCACUUUUGUUGACUGCCAACAUAUAAAGUAAGGGAAACUCAAGAUAUUAAGAUGGCUGUAUCAGUUCUUAAAAUCUGCAGAGCCUGGUUCAAAAUCAGUCACUCCCUUCAGAAGCAGACAUGGCAUCUGUUCCUUGCUUGCUUGUUGGUUGUGUACCUUUCACGAGACCUGAAUUUUAGAAUUGCCCAGUGCUGCCAGAGUGAGUGAUUGUAAUUCUCCUUUCAGGUAAAGAUAGGCUAUCUCAACACUGCUGAGUGAUUCAUAAACAUAUCAACCAAUAGCAUUAACCCAUUUUAUUUCCUGUUCUUAGUGUCUGAAGAUGCUCACCAGUUUUCUGUGUACAGUAAGGCAGCAUGCUAAAAUGCUUUUGUUCAGUUCUGUAUAUUUGAAAAUAGCAGUGUGUUCUCUGAUGGUAACCUGCAGUGGCACCCUGUACAAAAAAUAAAAGACUUAUUGCUGUA
Messenger RNA from Pan troglodytes (chimpanzee), 2033 nucleotides. It is a transcript of the gene GYG1, whose product is annotated as glycogenin 1. Lineage: Eukaryota; Metazoa; Chordata; Mammalia; Primates; Hominidae. Gene Ontology annotation, molecular function: glycosyltransferase activity. The transcript is spliced from 7 exons. Bases 333 to 1334 code for a protein of 333 amino acids. The record is from RefSeq and is a predicted model, not a curated record.